This is a messenger RNA of Suillus subaureus, 480 nucleotides long. RefSeq lists its product as uncharacterized. The coding region runs from base 1 to 480 and encodes 159 amino acids. The record is from RefSeq and is a predicted model, not a curated record. NCBI's taxonomy places the organism in Eukaryota, Fungi, Basidiomycota, Agaricomycetes, Boletales, Suillaceae. The transcript has a single exon.
AUGGAGGUAUUUGCAGAAGCAGAUACUUCCAAUUUAUUCAACUUGAGUCCUAGAAAUGAAAUACCACAAGGACUCAAAACACCAAUGCUGGACACAGCCAUCAAAAUCCCAGAAGGUUCCCCUCAAGACACCUCAACUCCCUUCAGAGGCCACCUAGAAGUACCCAUUGACCCUCCCUUUGCCUCAUCUCCCACAAGCUCUACCUUUUCAGCUGAAAUAAGCAUCCCACCCACUUCCCCUCCCCCACAAACCCAUUGCUCCCAUGCACUCAGCGACACAGUAUUCCAAACAACGCUCAGAAAACACACACCAGAGGCAGACAUCAACAACACUUCAAACACUUCACUCAUGCUUGUUGCAGAGCCACCAGACCCAUUCCACACAAACACAACAACCUACUACAUCCCAGGAACAAUGAUCCCCCCUACCCCUCCCCAACCAAUGCACUCCUGCACAGCUUCCUGUUAUGAACUUGGAUAG